AUGGCUGGGCUCCCGGGGCCUUUCCUCUGUGGGGCCCUGUUGGGCUUUGCAUGCCUAAAUGCCCCGGGGCUAGCAGUGGAGGUGAAGGUGCCAGCUGAGCCUCUGAGCGCGCCCGUGGGCCACACUGCCGAGCUGACCUGCAGCUACAGCACGUCCGUGGGAGACAACUUCGCCCUGGAGUGGAGCUUCGUGCAGCCUGGGAAGCCCAUCUCGGAGUCUCAUCCCAUCCUCUACUUCACUAGCGGCCAUCUGUAUCCCACCGGUUCCAAGGCCGAGCGGGCCAGCCUGCUCCAGAACCCCCCCACAGGAGGCGUGGCCACCCUGAAACUGACAAAGGUCCGAGCCUCGGACACCGGGACCUACCUCUGCCAAGUUAACAACCCGCCAGAUUUCUACACCAAUGGGUUGGGGCUGAUCAACCUUACUGUGCUGGUGCCCCCCAGUAGACCCCUAUGCAGCCAGAGCGGGCGGACCUCUGUGGGAGGCUCUGUGGCCCUGAGAUGCAGCUCUUCCGAGGGAGCUCCCAAGCCAGUGUACAAUUGGGUGCACCUUGGAUCUUCUCCGACACCUCCUCCUGGAAGCGCGGUUCAAGAUGAAGUGUCUGGCCAGCUCAUUCUCACCAAUCUCUCCAUGAGCUCCUCGGGCACCUACCGCUGUGUGGCCACCAACCAGAUGGGCAGUGCGUCUUGUGAACUGACCCUCACUGUGACCGACUCCUCCAGUGGUCGAGUGGCCGGGACUCUGAUUGGGGUGCUCCUGGGAAUUCUGCUGCUGUCGGUUGCUGUAUUUUGUCUGCUCAGGUUCCAGAAAGAGAGGAGGAAGAAGCCCAAGGAGACAUAUGGGGGCAAUGACCUUCGGUGA
Molecule: messenger RNA, 861 nt
Organism: Lepus europaeus (European hare)
Lineage: Eukaryota; Metazoa; Chordata; Mammalia; Lagomorpha; Leporidae
Gene: VSIG2
Product: V-set and immunoglobulin domain containing 2
Exons: 6
Coding region: 1-861 (286 amino acids)
Source: RefSeq, a predicted model, not a curated record